Molecule: messenger RNA, 2129 nt
Organism: Solanum pennellii
Lineage: Eukaryota; Viridiplantae; Streptophyta; Magnoliopsida; Solanales; Solanaceae
Exons: 5
Coding region: 1-1734 (577 amino acids)
Source: RefSeq, a predicted model, not a curated record
AUGGACUUUAGUGAUCAAGAUGCACCGUACCCUUGCCUUGAAAUCAUUGAGAACAAGCAACAUGCGCGCGCCAAAGUUCUCACUUUGAAAGUUCAUCCUGCGGUGAUCGGCGUCUUCCCACUCAUUAGGAAGAUGCUGGAUACGUCUCAUCAUCUCCCGGAGUGGUUGUCAACAGAAACGAAGGAUGUUACGGACAAUUUCUCCGGCAAGGCCUUCUGCGAGAACUGGCGUCCACCCACUAAUACGGUCUCUACCUUCAUCGGAGAGUUGUCUAUUUCUUUAUGGGAUUUGAGAACCAUUGGAGGUCUUCCUGUUCAUGGUUCCUUUUAUAAUGAAGUUGUACCCUCGGCUAAGGAGUUGACACAUGAGAAUGCUCCUUUUGUCGAGCUAGGCGUAGAAGAAUCCUUCAGAGAUGAGACUUAUAUGGCAGCUUUUCUCGUAUGUUGGCUUUGCAAGUUUGUUUUUCCUAGCAAGAAAGCUGAUUGUAUUCGUGCUAGUGUCUUAAAAGUCGCAAGCUUGAUGGCUCAUGGAGAAAUAUUUUCUUUGGCAGUGCCGGUCCUAGCAAGCAUCUAUGCGGCAUUAAGGAUAUAUUUACUUCUUCAAACUCAGACUCUGCUAAGACGAAGUACUCACAUAAUUUUGAGAAGCCCGAAAAGAGAUGAUGUUUCUUUAUCAACCAAAGGAGAACAACUUCAAGAAAAGCUAUCUCAGCCUUUAAAGUCUAAGGCGACACCAAACAUUCCUCCGCAAUCUGUUAGAGUUGUUUCCAAGUCUAAAAGUUUGAAGAGCAAGACAACACAUGUUGGUAAAGAAGGUGAGGAUCCAUUACAGACUCCCAAGGCUGUCAACCUCGCUGAUAAAGAGGUGAUCAACGUAACUCUCAAGAGGAAGAAACCUUUCAGCUCAUCGAAUGAAGGUGUUGUAAAGUCACUUGGCAUUGCACCAUCUUAUAGUAACACGUCAAAAACGUCUAUUUCACUCCAGGAGAUCGACAUUUGCAUUAGUGCAGCCUCUAGCUCCAAUGAGAGCAAUGUUAGCCAAGAGCUACAUUGGAAGCGUUUGAAGAAAAAGCCUAAGGACUUGAACACUCAACAAUGCGAGUUCGCUGAAUUGGAUUCCAUUUGUAUUGACACUGCGAUCUUUGAAGAUGGUGCUGCUGGUUCUACGAUGCCCUUGAAAGAAUUGGCACAACAGUUGGGUCUUGGGGACAUCCCUAGCGAUGUAGAUGUAUUUGAAGAUUGUAUCACCAGCUCGACUUUUCUCAAUGUGGUGAAGAGUUCUCACCCCCCACUUGUUGAAGUUAAGAGUGAAGCCGCGAAUGAGAUCCAACCGACAAAGCCAAUGGUCCUUUUUUCUGAAAAUGUUGAAACUUUUCAAAACAUCUCAACUAAUGUGGAGGUUGUUGAAACUUCUCAAAUUGGAUGUCCAAAUGUUUCCAAGGAUUUGGUUUGCCCUUUGUUGGCAACUGCCUCUAAUUUUGAAUCACCAAAGAUUAUUUCUGGCUUCAAAUUGUCUUAUGUUUCUGGAAUGUGGCGCACCUUAUGUGAGUGUAUCACUCAGUUCUCUUUUGAAUCUUCAGAGAACCUCAAAGAGUUGGAGAUAGGUUUUGCCUCGAUUCUGAAUGGUCUUCGAGAAGUUGACUUCAUCAACCUUAAUCCUUUAGAGGUUCUCCUUGAAGAUUUUCUCAAGAAACAUAGAGAUUAUGAUGUUGCAAGGCUGUCCACUUCUCAAUAGAUAACAAGGGAUUCUCAUCAAGAGUUGCUUUCUGCUGCCCAACAAGGUCUUAAUACCGCAAAUGAGGAGAGAAUCAAUAUGGACAAACACUUGGAAGGGCUUCAAAAAGUCCUUGCAAGAGCUGAAAAAGAGUUGAAAGUAUGGGCUUCAAAGAAGAAGAAAACCAUCUCGCUUAUUGAGGAUCAUCAAAAGAGGUUAUCUCAAAAUCAAAAGAUUAUCACUACCGUGAAGAUGAAAUUCAUGCCAUUGAGAAAAUCAUUCCCUUGUCGGAAAUAGAAAUAAAAGAACUAGAUAAGCUAAGGAAGAUGCUGAGACAAGUCUUCACCAAAUCCUUAGCCAUAAGUUUAUUUCUUAGUUUUUUAUCCCGCAUAAUGUCGUUCUUUCUCAAUUUCUUG